Molecule: messenger RNA, 18562 nt
Organism: Porites lobata
Lineage: Eukaryota; Metazoa; Cnidaria; Anthozoa; Scleractinia; Poritidae
Source: the annotation of a GenBank genome assembly
AUGCUCUAUCCGUCAGCAUUGUGGACAUCCAUGGAAAUGACAGCUGUGGAUUUGGUACACUGUUUUGCUCUUGCGGUGAUACCCGUCCAUUGGAUGCCCGGCGAUCAGCCGCUCCCCUCCAUGCCCACACAGUUGAUAAUGGAUGUGGAUUCCCCACCGCUUGGCCUCGGUCUCUAUCCAAUAACAAGUGGUUUUUUCAUGUUUACGCCUUGCAUGAAAGGCCCUUUCGUACAGGGACUCUGGUGCCAGAUCUUUUCUCCCGGACAGACUAUUUUUGUUUGUCGAUCUGUGCACCUUGCCGCAUGUUGUAAAAGAUUACAUAAUGUCUGAAUCUUGCCCCGCAGUGCGCACAUACAAACGUUUUGGCCGCCUUCUCCAGGUCCGUGAUUAAAAGGCGUGCUCUUUGUGAAUCCGGCUAGUCAUUGGUUGAUAUUCUUCCUCUUCCUCUUCCUCUUCCUCUUCUGGAGUAAAAUGCCCCCGCAACGUAAAUACGCACUACCCACAUCAUAGACAACUAUUUCUUGGUGGAAAUACCUCGCAAUCAGUGGGAUAUGCUGCAAUUCCACCUUCGCAUUUGGAAUUUCAUGUGUGGCAAAAUAUUCUUGUGCCAUUUGCCUGUUAUUCUCAUGUUGUUCUUUUUAUGGGCUUCUUUGUGCACCACCAAACAACAGAAAACACAGAGAUUGUUGUUAAAAGUAUCCAAUGCAUACAAACCUUUCUUGGUGCAAAGCCAUUCUGACAAACACCCUUCCCCAACAUGCAGCGGUUGGUUGUCCAAAUGUACACUGAUUUGGACCGACAUAUAGGCGGCAAACACAAAUUUUGUGUUCGGCCAAGUGAAUGUUUCAUUUUCCAACCCUGCGGUUUCUUGUCUCUCAAUCCAGCCCCGGGCCUCUCGAAGAUUGGGAAACCACGGGAUUUUCAUUCCUUCUUCCAACCAUGGAAGCUUUUUGUUGGUUUCAAUAUUUUCGAAGCCGGUUGUAGUAUGAAUAAUUUAUUCUGAACAGGCUUGCCAACCCCCAUUUGAUUCUGUCCAGGAUUUGCCCAGCAAGCGAAUGGAUCAAGUUUGAGAGAUAAUGCCAUUUUAUGACUUGUUGCCCACGCCCAUUGACAACAAUGUUUUGAAUCUCUUGGACCACAUUCUUAUACCAAGCCGGUAUGUUUCGUGGGGCUGGUUGGGCUUCUCGCAAAUUGUCAAAUUCUCGCAGUAUUUGCGCCCUUGGCCUUCUUGGCAGUGGCAUAGGUAGUUGUGGCACUGGUUUGGGCUCCAAAGGCGGUGGCAACCCUUCUGAGAUUCCACGGCCAAACAUUUGUUUUUGUCUGAUGUGAACAAAUGAGUUGCCGUUGUUGUAUAUAUGUUUGCAAAAAAGUGCCAAUAUCUAAUAGGCCACUCGCGCCCGGCUUGCACCGCAACUAUGAGAAAAUUCUGUCUGCUGUGGCCAUCUCGGCAAGCGAUUAAUCUACCAUCUCAGGAUAUUUUCUGUUUCUCUUGGGCGCGAAAAUGGACCUGUUUUUGUGGGGUUGCCAUCUGCAGACAGGGGAAAGCAUGUAGACUUUUUUUGGGAAAGCAAGUAGUAUGUCUGGAAUCUAAAUGAAAUCCAAUUUUUCCGAAGGUAUGGCUGUAAGGUAAAAAUGAGUAAAAUGGGGCCAUGUGGCCCUCCGAAAAAGUGAAUUCAUUUUGAUUCCAGACAUACUACAGUCUUGAUGAAGGCAACGUUGUUACCAUGGUGGCAAUGGAUUUAUCCAAGGUGUUUGAUAGUCUUCUUUACUCACUGCUUAUAAGCAAGCUUCGGACAGGCAGAAUUUAGCGGGUGAAGUUUGGCGAUAAAAUUUCUGGUUGGGAGCUAAAUCAACGAGGUGUACCCCAGGGCAUUGUUCUCCUUGUCAGGCGAUAACCUGUAAAACUUACCGCUUGAAGCAACACUUUGUACCACCUCCAACCGCUUGAAGUGUUUCAUUCAGUAAUUGAUUAAAUAAUUAUUCGAAUAUGUAUAUGUUUCCUGGUAAAAAAUAAAAACCUUUAAAUUAAAGACAAUGUAAAAGCUUGAAGUUUGUAAUGAAAUCUCUUUCACUUAUAAUAUGUGUAAACAGAGAUGAUGUUUUAGACUCUCUGCUUAGAAAUAGUACUAUUCCUGCUUUCUUAAAUGCAGUUGUCUCCUUUUUGACAGGCUGCAAAAAAGAAUGAAAGUGACUUGUCAAAUAAUCUCAGCGGAGGUGAAAAAAAUCCCACAGCAGGAAAAAAGAAGCGAAAAAGGAAAAGAAAAGCUAAGGUAUUAUUUUAUAGGAUGAUAUGCAGCCAACUCCAAAAUUUUUGUCUUGACCAAGAUGUGAUACAAUUUAUUCUUUUUCUAACUUCUGAGUCUUUUUUCACAGGAAGCCUCAGAAUCACAAGAUAUCUCUAGACAAAAACUUGCGGAAGACAACAAGAAAGAGGAUAAGGAGAUUAAGAGACUAGAGAAACUUUUAAGACUUGACAAGAAAAAGAAAGUUCCCAGUCAGUUUAGUCAUGAGGGACUGGAUUGUAUCCUUGGAAUCUACAUACAUGUAAUAAUUUUCUUUUUUAAACAUUUCCAUGUUUGUACAUUGUAUGAACUAAACAGUCACUCACUCUGAAUUAGUUCCUAACCUUUCUCUCAAAAUGUCACAAUUUCAGAGUAUUCAAAGUUUGGCAAUGCUUAUUUUUUUUUAAAGUUUCCCUUAAGCUUAAGCGGGUCACAUAUAUAUCAUGAAGUUUUAAAUUUCAUGGCACUAAAAGUUUUUAUCUUAUUAUUUUAAAAAUUUCAUGCAAUAGUGCGUCCACCAUUUCCUCAUUUCUCCUAAUUACUGUCACAUAAUAGACUUAUUCGCAAUGAAUGUUUGCUGUUUGUUCAUUAUCUUAUACUGCAGCUGCUGUGUUGCCUUGACUCAUUUGACACCAGAUUUGUUGGAAGUUUGUGAUCCUUUGUUAAUGACAGGAAGGACUGGUAGCAGUGAUGAUGACGAGGAGCCUGAACAGAAGACAAAGCUGGCUCAUGGCAAGGUAUUCCUCCUUUUAAGUUUUAAUGACUUUCCUUUGGGUAGGCAUAAAUAGUUUUUGAAAUUACACUUUACUAGUAUUCAAAAAAUAAUUACCUAAAACUAUGUAUUUUCCUUUUUGAAAUGAUGGUUAAUAUUACUUUGUAAACAUGUAAAAACUAACGAGACAAUGUUCCGACAUUUCGGCGACAUCAUGAAGCCAUUAUCAAGGAAUGGAAAUAAAAUAAAAGGAGCUGAAGUACUCUAAAUUUGCAUGUGAACACGGCUAGACAUAGACUUUAGCUCGGAUUGAAUUUGUUUGCACAUUCUAAGGCGGCAAGGUCAAAAGCGAGCCUCAAAUUAACAACUUUCGAGGGUUGCUGACCCGCAGCCAUCGUGGGCUUCUGCGGGAAUGGCGGUAUAUGAUAUGACACGGGUAGUUAUAACCUUUUAUUAAAAGCUCCAUACCACAGUCCAACCCGGAUUUGUGAGUAAGAAAAUUGGCCAGGACCUCCACGAAUGUACGUGAGUCAUACAAAACUGCAAGUGCUUAAUCAACAGUGCAUAGUGUACCAGUUGCAAUGUAACCUGUGCAUUACAGGCAGCUACAGUCGACUCCCGACGACUCGAACCUUCAAGGAAAGUCAAAAACAGUUCGAAUUAUCAGUAGUUUGAAGCAAAUGACCAGUAGUUAGGAAAUGGGAUGGGGAAGGGAUGCAAGUAUCGUGUACACUUCUCUUCAAAAGCAGCAAGAGAUAUAUUAAAUAUAUCCCUUGCUGCCCUUGAAAAGAAGUGUACAUUUUAUAUUUUGAAAAAGAAAUUUAGCAACAAAGCCUUGAUUAAUCAGUACAGCGCUAACCAUUGUAUUUGAAUUGGACUCCGACAAAACAGGAAAGAGUCUGAAAGAGAAAGAAUAUACGAGAGAAAUUCCAUGUUUUGGACUGCAGUUCACUGCGUUUCUUUUUCAAAUUUAAAUGCGCUUAAACCAUGGUUCAAGUUAUCGACGGUAAAAUCUUAUAGAAAUGAUCUGAAGGGAAACAAAAGUUACUUCGAGUUUAAUAGCAGGAGAUUUGAGUUAUCGAGGGUAACAUUACAUUAAGUGUAUGAAAGAAAUCCAAGGGAAAUCGAUUUUGGUUCGAGUUAGCGCGAGGCUUGAGUUAGCGAGGGUUCGAGUUAUCGGGAGUCGACUGUACAUUAGUUGUACGUCGGGGCAUCUUUUCACAUGCGUGGAUGGCCACAAAAGUAUAAAUCAUCCUCUGUGCGCAAACGCUAUGAUAAAGACCACGUGGGAGCUGUCCCGGAGGACCUUUUCAGCUGCUUUAGGGUGCUGAAAAAGUGUACUGCCUCGUUAACGAAAUGCUUUACAUCAAACAAUUAAGACUGCCUUUGAAGGUGCAAACGGAUUCAAUCCGUGCUAACGUCUUUGUCUAGCUGUGUUCAUUCAUGCAAAUUUAGUGUACUUUAACCCUUUAUUUCUAUUACUUUAUAAAGGCGUCAUGAUGUCACCGAAAUAUGGGAACAUUAUACCAUUAUGUUUCUUCAAAUCAUCAUUGAUUAGUAUUACUUUAGGUUAAUCAGUAACAGGACGUGAAUUACAUGUAACUAUCUUUUUUUUCUCAUCUUUUAAAAAGGCCAACCAAAACCGAAGAAAGACACUUGGCAUGGAUCAAUUGAGCUUUAGUGAAGAUGAACAAGAAGAUUUGGUUAAUAGCAGUAAUGAUGAUGUUGUUGACGAUGAUGAAGGCGAUGAUGAUGACAACGAUGAUGAUGAUGAUGAUGAUGAUGAUGGUGGUGGUGGUGGUGGUGAUUAUAAUGAAGGUGGUAGUGACAUUGAUGAGGAGGGAAAAGCCUUUAACACCAAAGAUAAAAUUGGUCGUGGUAUGGACCACAAUGACAAGGACAGUAGUAAGAACAAAGAUGCAUAUGAGGAGGAGGAGGAGGAGGAGGAGGAGGAGGACAAGUUCAUGGACAAUGAUAAUGAUGAUGAUCAUGCUAUGAAUAACAACAAUAAUGAUGUUGAUGAUGACGACAAUGAAGAUAAUACUCAGAACAUUACUUGUCACAAGUAUGUUCCUCCUCAUCUGAGAAGGCAACCUUCAUCUGAAGCCCAGCGUGAACACUUAAACAGAAUCAGACGUCAGGUGAAAGGUCUACUAAACAGGUAAACCAUUUAAUGAGUAAAAUAUUAGUAUUUUAGGAACGCACUAAAGAUUAAAAUUCAUAACAACCGGUCAUUCAUAGGAGUACCACCCUCACCGUUAAUUCCCUUUAGUUGUGUAUAUUUAUUGGCUACCCAGAGUAAGGCUGUUCCCUUUAAAUCAUAUGCUUUCAUAAACUAAUCUUGUUUGCACUUUGCGCAGGCUUAGUGAAGGAAAUAUGUCUGUUAUCAGCGGUGAAAUAGAGAAUCUUUUUACUCACAACAGUAGAAAUGGUAGGUCUGCUAUAAUAACAUUGCUACUUUUUCAACGUUUCAAGCCAGAACAAUACUGGCGUAGUGACCCUCGAAAACGUAAACUGACAAAAAAAAAAAACAUUAGUAAAAGUCGUAUCCUGUAAGUCCAUUGACUGAUUCAAGCGGGACACGAGUCCUUCCACCUUGUUUGGAACAAGGUAAUCAAACUGCAGAAGAUCUAAGCUGUUUCAUUUACGAUAAAAUACACAAGGUUUUAUUGACUAGCACUCCCAGCCUCGUUGCUUUAAACUUAUCGUGAGAGGUGGAGUAGCUCACACCUGUGCUAAUUGGACCCACUAAGAACUUAAAUAAACACCUCACCAAGGCAAAAAAAUAUGCCAAAAACUCCUCCUCAUUUUACCACCUGCACCAGUACUAUUGCUAUAACACAUUUAGCAAUUUUUAGAGUAUCUGGUAAAUGUGAUUUAGGUUUGGCUCUCAAUGUCCUUUGUUCCCUAACCUGAACAAGGGAAAUUGAGAAUCAACAUAGGUCAAUACCACUUUUAACCAAACUUAUUUUUUAGACUGCAACAUAUGUGUUCAUCUCUUCCUUACCAGAUAUGAACAAGAUCUUAAGUGAACUUAUACUAGGAUCAUGUGUGUCGAUAUCUUUGAUGCCUGAUAAACUCCUGAUGGAGCAUGUUAUGUUACUAGCAAUUCUCACAAGUCAUAUUGGAACUGAAGUUGGUGAGUGAAACACAGUGUCUUUGCAUUGAGGGUUUUGCCACCACUGCCACUUUUGCAACUUUUGACAACUUGGUGGGUUCCAAAUAAUACAGUCAAUCAAAAUCCGAGUUAUCUUAAAAGCAGAUUCAUGUUUUGCAAUUCAAGGUUUCCUUUCUGUUCCUUUGAAAUUCCAUGACUCUACCUCCCAGGCAUAUUUUUACCUUUUGUUUUUUACCUCGAAAAGAAGUUUAGGUGGCUACAUCCACCUUAGCCACAUUUCCACACAGAUCUUUCUUUUUUUAAACAAAAUUCAUUCUUGUAUUAUCUGACCUAAAAUCACAGUAAAAGCUUCUCACACCAGCGGGGAGGUGUCCAGUUAGUGCUAAGUUGGAUCUUAGGACCAGCUGUUUUUCAUGUUUCGCAGCGUCCGCUAAAACCAAUUUUAUUGUUUUUCGCAAUAUCAUGUUCCAAAAAAGAAUUAUUUAUUCAUAUCUGUAUCACGAUUCCUUAUUAGGUGCCUUCUUUGUUGAGAGGCUUGCAGAAAUGUUUGACAAUAUGCACGACAGUGAGAAAGAUAGCUAUGGAAGAGGGAAAGAGUGUGUCAACAUAGUGGCCUUAUUUGCUCAUCUGUACAAUUUUAAGGUAAAUUAAUACUUUAGAAUUGAUAGUUAACCUAGAUUCUCUCAAGUUGACCAAGAAUAUAUUAUAUAAGGUCCUAAUUAUCCUGUAAAAUUUCGCUAGAAGAACCGAAAAAGGUAGAGGACGCCCAAAGAGAGCCAAUGUAUAUUUUACCCUAUUCGCCUGUGAUGUAGUCGAGAUUUGCGACGCUACCAUUGGUUGCCCCACCAAAUGACGUCUGAGAAACGAGCGCAGAAAUUUCAUACUGCUGACGCGUCACUACCCAGAUCUGGGUAGUACUCUGAUUGGCUGAAUCUAAUUUCCCAAGCGGCACGACCAAUGGUAGCGUCGCCAUAUGUCGGCCGUUUUCUCAGGCUAUGUGGAAUGCCCUUGUACUAUUCUUCAUUUAUUUACCACUCCUCCUUCAGCUGGCUUUUAUUUCUUGAUCUUUCUCCUCUACCCAGUUAGAGAUUUUGCACCCGUCGAUGUCCUCUAUCAAAACAGGUGCAUCCUGCAUGCACAUUUCACACCAAUCCAACAAGUACUUAAAAAUAGUUCAGAAUGUUUUUUCAGUGUGGGAUUUUCUCAUCUCUCGCAUGUCAAACAUUAACAUUUCCUUUCAGGUUAUUGACUGCUGUCUUAUUUAUGACAUAAUCCGCCGCCUUGUGGAUACAUUCUCUGAGCAAGACGUUGAACUUCUCCUACUUGUCUUAAAAAGUACGAAAUAUGACCUAAACUGUAUUACUUUAGAAGUAACUAGCUUUCUCCUUCCUUUUAUUUUCCUUUGGAGUCUUGAAAUAACACCCUCUUCUAAAAUGGUGUCGACAUUUCAUCACAAUUAACCGCUAAUAUUACCCGCAAGUGAUAUCCAAACAUCAACAACCUUAAUUUGUCAUAAACUACCAAAACUUAACAAAGAGAACCCAGACUGUUUCCUCACAUACCACAUGUAGUAUUUUGUAGUUACGCCCAAAAACAUUUUAUUGUAUGCCGGUGCAAUUCAGCAGGCAUAGCUGCUUGUCUUAUUUCAGAAGACUAUGCUCUUUCUGAAAUGAGGUAACUGCAAGCCUCUUUCUACGACUUCAAAUGAUAAGUAUUGUUUUCCUACAGGUAAUGGAGCAGAAAUCAGAAGAGAUGAUCCAGCUUCAUUAAAGGUACCAGUAUGCACUAUGUUGACACUGUUAAGUAUCUUAUUAUCCACUCCCCUUAGGGUUUUUCAGGAAUAAUUUACAACACUGGUUGGAGGACUUUUUAGCUAGACGGCUUCUGUUUAUCUUUCUGAUUAUCAUUUGGAAUUAAAAUGAAAAUGUUCUUCAAAACUUACGUUUCAUGAAUAUACCUGUAUCAAAAUAUGGAUCCUCUGUUAGCCUGAGGUGUUCACAAGGGUAUGAUCCAGUGGGACAAGUAUCUAAACCUGACAAAAAGAAAACGUAAAAGCAAAGCUGAAAAAAACGUGACAACAAGGUGUAGAAGAAGGAGGAGACAGGCCUUCCCGCUAUCCAAUGCAUGGCACUAUUACCUCAACUCAGUGUAUCGGAAGAAGAAAAGAAGGCUGUGACAAACCUUCUUUAAAAGUACAAACAACCGCUUCUACCACUGACCCCAUACAACGGCCGUGAUGUGGUGUCCGAUACACGAUGAGGUGAUGCAGUUUCACACCUCUAAGAAUGGUUGUCACUUUACGAAAUGUGAAGUGUAAAAUUCUUGGUUAUUUCCUAGUCAAGUAGAGGCGCCCCCUUACAUAAAAUGCGUUCGUCAACAACUCUAUCGUAAACUGAAACUGCAGUUUCCCAUCCUGACUUACGAUCGUCAUUAUCCCGCUAAACCAAGGCUGAGGGUCAGUAAGUCCAUCAAGAAUCCUAGACGCUUGUUCUUUAAUUCCACCAACUUGAAAAAUAUGAUUUCUCUCAGUGGCCCAACCUGCCAUGAUGCAAGCAAAACAGAGAUUCCCUCGAAGGAAAACAGUACCAUCAGCUGAAACCUGAAAAGCACCAUCUUGAGCAAGUUAAGCAACCUGAUUCCUCGGUAGCCAGCAGUAUUUAGGGGGUUUCUUUUUUUAUUUCGGUGGACAAAGAGGGGACAGAAAACUCUAACGUACGAUUGAACUAAUUUGCACAAACAUGCAGCUAUCAGAAGGUAGAAAUUCUAAAACGGUAACCUUGUAAACAUCACAAUGACGACAAAGUCGGCCCUGCAAAUUAUUUGUAUCUAUGUGUUGUUUUUAAAAUCGUGUAGAACAUGCAGUCUGAUCACUUUGUGCCAGUUUUACUCAUUCUUUUGAACAGAUGGUUUGCGCUGUAUUCCCUAGUGGUAAAAGGGCACUAUAAAAAGGCUAACCGAAUCGAUACUUAAUUUAACCCUAACUCCUGUUUGCUAUGAAUAUGGCAAAGAAUUUGCGAAUAAUCUCUUGAAAAAGAGAAAAGUGAAGUCGAGAGAGAUCUGUCACUUCAAAUCAAAAGUUUCGUAGCUGCAACACUCUCGGCGACAAUACAAGGCUCUGUCCCUAGACCUCUUCUUGGUGGAAAAGUCCACCUUAACAAGAAUUUUUUAGCAACUCUCGUCGUGAAACAUUUGGACCAUUCCAGAGAGCUACUUCUACAGAAGCGGUUGUCUGAAGAAGGCCAGCUAAUACACUGUCUCCGCUGCCAUCUACGCUCAAAAAUGAAGCAGGAGAGGGAAGAACAAAAUAUCAAUGGCUAUUGUAAGAGCCAACAAAUCUUGUAAAACUUAAUGACCGAUGAUAGGAACUUAGGAAAAACAACAUUUACUUUUUGUCAGCGGAGAGUUCGAGUUACCGAGGUACUACUGUAUCUCGCAAAACCUCGAAGAGGAAGCCAGAAAAAGUCAGCUGAAGGGGAACCGUUUAGGAAAAAGCCGAAUGCAUUCCACUAUACCACGCACAUGAAGGCAUUCGUUUGGAUCCGUGAGGUACAAUCCAGGUCUCUGAUGAGUGACCAAGAUCAUGUCCAACUCCGCGCGGGGCAAGUUAGGCAACAAUUAAACAAGUUCCAGGUUAAAGAAAUCGUCGACCACGUGCCUUUUCACAAGUUCCUGGACUUGGACAGGCAUGACAUCAGAUACUUGAGUUCACCCACUGAGGAGAAGGUAGAAGAGCAUUACAAACAGCGAGAGGAACGAUACAAGGCUAUCACCGAUCCUGAACAUAUUUGUCGCUUGCUUCACCACUUGUUGCGCACGAUUACACUUAUACGAAGCUUUGGAGCUCUUGGGAAAACACUGUCUUUAUUAUGAUGCAGACUCGAUCAUUUUCAUCAGUCGGCCCGGCAAAACCGACCCACUUCUCGGCGAUAUUUUUGUCGAAUUCAAAGAUUAGCUCGACACGGGAGACAGCAUCGUCGAAAUUGUAUCGGGUGGUCCCAGGAACUACAGGUACAAGACAUUGCGUAGCAAAACUUGUUGCAAAGUCCGACGUUUCAGCCUCAUUAAUGAAUGGAUCGGCCCAAUUAAAUUACCAAGUGAUGAAGCAAAACGUCCUAGACGAGGUGCAGAAACCGCCAAAGAGUAUGCACCAAAUUCAGGUGGCCAACAGUUUCCAAAUACUCCUUUCCAGAGUACAAAACGUUUCAGUUGGUUCACACAAAAAGAGUAUUGGAUCCACUGACCUUUAUCAAACACCCAUACGGAUACAAAGACGUGGAUGAGAGAAACAUCUACAACUGGUUGAGCCCGCCUACUGGACCAAGCCCGUGUGAUCCACUACACAUUACUACUGGUAUGAUAUUAUACGAUCCAGUAUGCACUACCUAUAAUCCAUAAGAUUACAAACGUGCAGCGGAGGUCAUAGAAAGGAAAGGCCUUAUAAAUUUUGAAACAUUUUUUGUAGUAUUUGUUAUUGUCACUUUUAAGUGCUGGAAAAAUGAGCACACAGUAUCGCUAAAGAAAUGUUAACUGUUCGUGUUGAAUUUUUCCAUUCUGUCAUUUUCAGAAAUGGAAAGUGUAGACCAGAGGCUACAUGUAUUGCUAAGAAAAUAGACUUUUCAUUGUUGUCCAGUUCAAACUGAGCACACUUUGAGGCUUUUAUAUUUAGUCCUCUGGAAUAGAUUCUAUGCAUGUGCAUUCAACCUUGGCAAUACAAAAUAUAUCCGUUUCACAUAUUUCUUCAUCUGUAGGAUAUUAUCUUACAAAUCCAGGCAAAAGCAGCUUCUUCAGCCCACGUGACUAGCAAGUAAGAAUUCCAUUUAGUGCUUGAUAUAAUCAACAUAGUGAAUGAGUGGCCACCAGUAAAUAUCCUUGAUUUAAAUGUUACCCUCCUUUGAUUAAAUCUAAUUAUCUCAUGUCAUAUUCAGAGACAACGGAUGACCAAUUUGAACAAAAAUCGAAUGCAAAAACACUUAAGAUAUGUGUUGAUUGAAAACCAGUUGUAAUGAAGAUUCUUGAAUAUCAUGACAAGGGAGGCACUGGUGAUGCUCAAGAUCAAGCGCAAAAGUAUCCUGUUGAUAAAGAUUUGCAGGACGACACUGUAACAUCCCCUGUUCCAAUUUUAUUUCACCCGUUGGAACCAAAAAAGUACCAGUAUCUUUCUAUUUUAUCAAUAUUUCAUUAAAUUAAUAUUUCUGCCUGUUGUUUAGUUCAAGAGUCCGUUUUAUGUUGGAGAUCAUAUCCAAUUUACGAAACAAUAACUUGAGGAAGAUACCAGGUUAUGAUCCUUCGAGAUUAGAACAUCUUAGAAAAGUUCUUCGCUCACUUGUCAGAGAUUCAAGUAAGUUAAUUUAUAAAUAAUGAGUACUGUACCAUGGGUAAUGAAAGGUAAAGGGACUUAAAAUGGUUGAAUCUCAAAGUCUUAGUAAGACGACCAAUCACUAAGUUCUCCCUUCUCCAGUCCUGUAUAUGAAAUUGCACAUUGUUUGUGUGUUUCGACAACAUUCCCUGAAACAAUUGAGAGAUCAAUAAUUGUAUGUUUUGAUUGGUUAUUGAGGGGAAUGUCCAUUCGCCGCAGUAGCUGACCGGUUCGCCCCCAGUGAUGAUCCCAGAAACAAUUGUAGGACACAUUUCGGACACACUUUCUCGUAUCUAAAGUAGUGAAUGGUCCCGAGGUGUACACCAUUACGUAACUCAGUAGUAUAGUAUGGAUGGAUAGUCUUUUUUGCGGUGGAAUCUCAUCAAUUUGUGCCAUGUGAAGAGCAGUUGAAUAUUCUGUGUCAUUCAUAGUUGGUUAAACUGGCUUUAAAAAGUUUUAGUUGCUUUGUUCAAGUGAUGACCGUAUUUGAGCCUCGCAAGAUUCCACCGCAAAAAAAGGGAGUAAAACCUUUUUCCAUACUGCUGAGUUUACAAGUAAAUGUUUCCAAGUUAAUCGAAGGUAGAUGUUUGUUUAAGUCGUUUAAAACUAGAUCAACUCGUUUAACUUGUUUCAAAGUAGAGAGACUCAUAUAAUUCAAAGGCGGUGAAACCCUCUCUUUCCCAGUCGAUUUUUUCCCGUGAAAUCGCUAUAAUUCUUUUUUGUGGUAAGCUGAAAGCACGACUCAUUUCCUGCAAAUAGUCAGCUAACCUUUACUACUGAAUAUCUCUUUUCACACCUGACUUAAUUUAUUUUAGGCCAAGCAGCUAGUAAUCAGCUGAAAAUUUCUUUAGAAGAUUUACUUAAACCAGAAACAAAAGGUGGGUUUAGUUGUUUUCUGUUUUAUUAGUUUGAAAUAAAGUGUUACUAACCCGGACAUGGUUUUCGCUAAUCGAAGCUCCCUUAUUGUUCUGCUUACGUCGAUGCGCCCUUCCUUUAUUGUUUUAAAAUUUAACAUUGUUUCAAAUUUGGUUGGUUUUUGCGGCAAUUACCGAGCACUGCGAAGAAUGGGUCCGAGCUUUGUUGUAACCCCACAGAAGGAGAUCAAUUUCACGCGAGCAACAUGAACUUCUCUGAAAUCAGAGCUGGAUGCAGCCGAUCACCAAAGAGGUAUCGUGCUCCAUAAAAUUCCAUUCUGGGGUGAUACGCACGCUGAAUGUAUUAAGACAAGAAGGUUAAGAUCACGUAAAACACUUCCCCCUUUCUCGCUUAACCGCAAUAUUCUUAUGAGUAUGCGCCAAAUGGUCUCCUUAGAAGGUGUCAAAACAGCCUCGUACCUAACUCCCACAAAUGCUCGGUAAUGGGACAAAAGACUCCUAACGGUAACGCGGGGAUUUUAUCAAACAUGAUAAUUUUUUUUUGCACAAAUCACCGGGACAGUUAUCGAUUUCCUUUAACGAGAAACAUGAAUGUUUCGGGGUUAUUUGCACUAUAACAGGACAAAGUUGUCGAAGAUGUUGUUUUGAAUGAGCAUUGUAUGUGUUUUUGCUGAUGCCAAGGUUAUUUCGAGUAAACAGUCACUGUUGGUAAGUCAAUGGCCUGUAAAAGUUACUUUACACCUAGUUCAAAACCUUUAUCAUAUGGAACACCCGCAAAUGGAAUGUUGUGAAACAAGUGCGGUAACUGAGAGUUCUGUUACUUUUAACCAUAAAACACGAGUAGUAUAGUGGGGUUCGUUUACUCUUUUUUUGUGGUCGUGCUAUUUUAAGUGGUUCAGCUGGUUUGACAGGUUUCCUAGUUAUUCUUUGGUCGAUGAAUUUGUUGGUUUUUGAUUUAUAGACUAGAAACUAAGAAAAGUAUUUAUUGCUUGAUUCAUGUUGUCCAAGGAAUAAGUGCUAACUCACUGGUGACUCUAUUUCCUGCCACUCUCAUUUCAGAAAACAAAUUGUUCCAGUUCCGGUUCACUGAUUCUUGGCGCGCAAGUCGUGCACAUAAUUGAGGGCAAUGCAAAAUAGAUUUUUCAAGGACGAAACACGAUUUUUACGUACUCUCUCCUGUUCCUUCUUCUUCACAAUUAAUUAUUUCGCUCCUUCUCAAACUUUCUAUUUUCCCUUCUCCAUCACAUUUUUGUUUUUCCUCCUCGAGUUGAUGUUUCCCCAGCUGGUUUAUGAGAUUGCCCCGCAAAAAAGGAAGAAACCUGACCCUUCUAUACUAGUAACGCGACAUACUACGGACAAGAUUUGGAGAUACACUGCUCCAUUAAGGGGUCCUUUUUACUGUCUGAUAUUCUAACUGACCAUCACAGUGUGGGUCGCUCGUAAAAGUACUGCAAGUGUCUCAGUAGUGAAGAUAAUGCAGCGAUCAAACCUUUGUUCAGUGUUCAGGCUGUAGAUAGGUUACUUUCAUUAUACCCGAAGUAAAAGCGUUAUAAUUUUUGCUUUUGGCGUUUUAUGGCAAAAAGACAAUUCAUUCCUGAAAUAAUGAGCAUAACAUCCAUUCAUUUAGUGACAUUUGUAAACGAUAAAUCUUUUUUUUUUGUCCCAAUGCUGGGACACUGAAUCCAAGAUUGUAGAAGAGAAUUUUGGAGUAACUUCAGAUUAAUGUUCUCAUGUAGGUCGCUGGUGGAUUGCUGGCUCAUCCUUGUCAAGGAGAAAUGGAAGGGAGUUUAUAGCGGCAUCCUCUGCCCAAAUGGAAAACACUAAGUUAUUGGAACUGGCACGUAAACAACGUAUGAACACUGAUAUCAGAAAGAAUGUGUUUCUUGUUAUGAUGACUAGCGAGGUGAGCAAUUUUAAACCCCUCCUCCCUUGUUUUUUACCCUUUAUACUGAGAUUUCGUGCAUCCGCGAAUGUGCGUUUGUUAUUCCAGAGUAGAGUGAAAAUGCCAACUUUAUGAUGAACUCCUACAUGACGGAAGAUACGACGCUCCUGUAAACAAAUGGCAUUGUUCGCCCCUGUGUAGUUAUAGCAAAAUUAAGGCCGGAAUCGGACCCCGAUACAAUUUACCACCUUCAUAACCAACGAUUGUUCCAGUCCCCUAAAUCGUAGUCUCACGGAAGUGACACGAAGCCUUCUCAUGGUAGUGCCUCUGAAAAGUUAAUAGUUGUUCAGUUGAUUUUCUCUAUCCAGCGGGGAGCCGCGGGUGGGCAAGGCAACCUAGCGAUGGUUUAGCAAGUGAAAAUAAGAAGCAACUUCUCUGAUUUGUUGCAGCUAAAGCUGCUUGUUCAUUUUAAAAUUACCAACACACCUCCGUCCCCAUAAUGUCUAUGUGUUUAUCGACCACGCGAUAUCCUCGAGGAGGCUUUCCCCGGUGUCAGAGAAUUACUUGUUAAAGCGGGUGUGCUUUUCUCUGUUAAGCGAGAGUUACUCUAUGUAUCUAGGAUCCCCAACUUUCAUGUACGCAACUUGUUCCUCUAUACUGUACUUUAUACAUGUCGUUAUGUCAUGAACUCAAGUAAUUCCUACUUCUUACUCCUGCUUUUGUUGUUAUCUAUAGGAUUACAUCGAUGCAUUUGAAAAUUUGCUGAGAUUGAAUCUAAAAGAUGCUCAGACUCGGGAAGUAAUUCAUGUACUUAUUGACUGUUGUGUGCAGGUUCGUAGAACUGGUGAACAGUCUCGUUUUUUGUUCAGUCAUCUAUUUGGUGAUGUGUUAAACAUGUUACCGGUUGUUUUUUCCAGGAAAGGACAUACAAUCCUUACUAUGCGUAUCUUGGCCAAAAAUUCUGUGAAUACAGUCGCAGCUAUCAGGUAAGCUAAUCCUACACUUCGAAAAACGACUACAACCUUGUAGACCAAACGUUGUCUGUUUAUCCACUCUUCAAGGAGCUUUUCGAGGACGGGUUAUAACACUGUGCGUCUUGUAAACUUUAGUUCAAUGAAAUAACCUUACAUAAUUUUCCCUAAACAGUUCAGAUCUCAGACAUGGAUCUGUGUGUCUCCUCCUUAGCUUCGCAUUAAAAAAAAAGUUGUAAAAGAAUUUUUGGUUUAUCAAAAUAGCCUGUCCAACAAGCUUUUGAUGUAGGGUUUCAGUUUUCUGCAGUCUAACUGGAACGCGCUACAUCACUUUCACGUGCGACACCCCUGAAGGUAUCUAGUUACCUUAAGUCUAGCAGACAUUCUUCACAUAGCAGAUGUCGUUCGCUCAGUUUGAUUUGUUGCUGUUUUUGUUACGUUUUUAGGCAGUAAAUCGGCUAUUUCUUCGCAAAACGCGUGAACUUUCCCGCCAUCUACUCUAUCUCUACCAAAACAACUCACCACCAGGGUUUAUCGGUUAUUGCCGCCCUUUUUUGUCUUUUUUCUAGCGUUAGCUUGUAGUAUUAACGCCAUUUCACCGGGUGUAACAAAAGUCUUUUAAAUUUGGUUAACGCUAGCAGGCUAUCAAGAAUUAGCCAAGGGAUUUGAGCCAAUUAGAUACGGAGAAGUAUUUCGAGUGAAGAUUAAGAAAGGAUGAAUCUCGAUCUUUCUCUCCCGUGGUACCAUAUAACUGACUAUCUAAUUCUUAUGAAAUAUAAAAUGGGUUUUACAUUUACUAUUAGACUCCUAAUAACCAAUGAACCGUAAAUCAAUCCCUCCAGCAAUAUCAUAAAACUUGUUAUUUAGAAAUGGCUUGAAUAAAGUCUCAUCUUAUUGUUUUGAAUAUGCACCGUUUACUACAUUCCUCGAGAGGCUUGUACGGUGGAUAGCACUAUCCACCGUAUGAACUUAGCGAAUUUUCAACUCCUGCCACGAAAUCAAGAGUUAGCUUGAUUAUUCCUAACCGACCUUCUUAAGAUCAGAGGACUGCGACGGCGGCGAAAAGUGAUUUCGGGUUCCUUAAAUCUUCAUCGUGAUUAUUCUAACUCCGUUGCUUUGUAAAAUGCGGUCGAAUUUUCGUGGAGUUAAAGUCCCAAGAGGCAUAUCCAUGGUGCAUUUCGAACCUAGACACGUGUUACUUGAUUUCCCAUCGACCGUUGGUUUACCUGAUUAUCUGAAGUUUUCUGUUGUUUAAACAUGUGCUUUUACAACCUGUGUCUUGUAUUUUUUUCAGGUUACAUUUCAGUAUUCUUUCUGGGACAAGCUUAAAGUUGUUGGUGACCUAGCGUCUCACAGUGUUGAUAAUCUGUCUUGUCUCAUGUCUCAUCUCAUCGCCAGAAGAGCUUUAUCUUUAGCAAUUCUUAAGGUAUUAAGAGUAUGAUAAACACAAUUGUCAUUUUCCUGAACACUUACAUUUAAAUCGUUGUAGUGGUUGUCGGGGAGCGUUAGAAACAGAACGAUGUUGUAUUUCCAAACAUUGAUAUUGUGUUACAUCAUGGGAGGGUUAUGGAAAGUGUUUUAAUUAAGUGGUUUUCACGAAUGUCUUUCAAAUGAUCAGGGGAUGGGUAAUGUGUUGUAGGAGCAAAAUGUUAUUGUUGAGCUUCACCUAGGUCAAACGAGAGAAAUUGGCAAAAGCUAAAAAGGAAGGUUGUUACUUUCACUGUUCAAAGUUAAGUUCAUUAACAAUACGCUGGUGAUUCACUAAAGUUUAGUAAGAAAUAGAUUUCUGAUCGUUCGAAAGCAGAAACUGGCAUUGUCGGCGAUAUUUGCCUACAUGGCUCUACUCGGGUGCGAAAGAUUUUGAACGAAAGGAGGCUCAUUAUUUUGAGAAGAAUGCAAAGGUAGUUUUAUCAACGUAUUCUUUUGUACACCGCUGGCCAUGUUUUCGAAAUAAAAUCACAGUAAUAAGACAAAAAACGCCUCAGACGUUGGACCCUGUUGAAUAGUUGGGCUUUGUGAGUGCGGACUUUUUCAAACACACAACAAGACAUUGGAACGGGAGUACAAACUUUGACUUUCAUUACCCCAGUAACUGAGGAGAUUGUAUGGACUAUGAUCUGCCGUAACAAAAGCACAAUGCCAUAUCGUUUUUACAGACAUGGUGACUGCCACUUGUUUAUGUUGUGGCUUCACCAGAAAGCCCAGCAAACAAAUGCAGUCAUCUAGGAGACCGUAAAGCUGCUGGAGUUAGAUAAGAGGGUGGCCAGUAGCUAAAAAGAAAGCUUAAAAUUGAUUCCCACAUCGUCAGAACUUCUUAAAAGUCGAACGUCAUAGGAAAUGUUGAAUUGGUUUUAUUGUAUAAAGUACUUUGAAAGUAGUUCUCAGAUUUGUACUUUCUCUGUUUUCAUGUAUAGGUUGUAAACUUUGUGGAGCUUGAUAAGCCGUCUGUUCGUCUUUUUACCAGUCUAUUUCGUCAUCUUUUGUUGGAUUACUCAACAGAUAUUACAAGGUGUGUUAAUAGUUUUUUGAACAUGCAAAACAUACGUUAAAUCCAUGCCAACAUAGCCUUUCAACAAGACGUCAAGUUACCAAUGGUAAAACUUGCAGUAAAACACGUGACGCAAAGGAUGAAGAUUGUACUUUAUGAAAUGGAGGUUGGAGCAUUCAAAAUUCAACUGUAAUACCGAAAAUCCUCUGUCCACCUCCGGGGCUUAUUUCGAAGGGGAGGUUUGUUUAAUUUAGCGAAGAUAAUGGUAUCAACUCUCCAUAAAGAACUUGAACGCAAUGUGGAAAAGCUCUCGGUCAUGAAUUUGGAGGUCAUGCAGUGAAGCAGCAAAAACAAAGUGAAUGAACCAUACUGGAUCAAUCCACCUGAAGUGUUACAGUCGUGAUUAAUUAAUACAGGCUAUCAUUUAAGAACUAGCGGGAAGGGGAGGUGGGGCUUGAAACCGAGCGGGGUAAAUUACUUUCUUCCCCUGAAAAGGGGGGCGUAGUAGAGAGAGGGUCUUGAUAGAUGAUUUACGGCAAGUAAAUUACAAUCGGCUCCCGUUAUUGCGAACUCUAUUUCGGCGGAAAUACAUCCCUCCAUGUUGGGGCUGGUGGGCAGUGACUUUACAAUUAUUAUUUUAUUUCGCUCCACAGAAAUGUUUUUGAAAGGAUUUCUGCUGUGCAAGGGCUGUCUACCCUUCGUCAAAGCCUCCGUAUUUUUAUCAAACAUUUUGUUGGAAAAGCCAAGAUAUCGAAGACUUCCAAGACUGAUAAACACACUGAGUUAAAAGAAAGGCUGCAACUUGUAGAUAGCAUUCUUGGAGCUUCCGACCGUAUCAAGUUAUAACAUUUUAUGGGUUAGCAACACGUUAUUAGGAA